This is a messenger RNA of Micropterus salmoides (largemouth bass), 2935 nucleotides long. RefSeq lists its product as uncharacterized. The record is from RefSeq and is a predicted model, not a curated record. The transcript has 8 exons. Lineage: Eukaryota; Metazoa; Chordata; Actinopteri; Centrarchiformes; Centrarchidae. Gene Ontology annotation, molecular function: GTP binding; GTPase activity. The coding region runs from base 189 to 785 and encodes 198 amino acids.
GAAGCAGAGAGGCUCACAUACACACAGGAAAAGAAAGAAGACAGUCCCAUCUCUUCUCUCCCUGUCUGCUCACUGUCUGACACUGAGCACAGUGAGUUCAUUAUUUCCUCCAUAUCUGGAAUUUGUUUCUACUCAAAGGGUUUUCAUGCAGCGACAGACAGUGGACUAAUAUUGCACCUAACAGGAAAAUGGUUCCCGUUAAACUCCUCAUUCUGGGAGCUCAGAACACUGGAAAAACAGCACUGUGUGUUCGUUUCAUAACCAAGCGCUUCAUUGGUGAAUACGACCAUAAAAAGGAGGUGACCUAUAGAUGCAGUCGGGUGGUGGACCAGGAAGCUGUUGAUCUUGAGAUUCUGGAUACAGCUUGUAAGGACAGCUCUGCGGCUUCUCUGGAGUCUUCCAUUCGUUGGGCAGACGGUUUCCUGCUGCUCUACUCCGUCACACAACGCCUCAGCUUCCUGGAGGUCCCUCGACUCAAGAAGCUCAUCGACCAAACCAAACAGAGUCUGGUUGUUCCUACAGUGCUGGUAGCCAAUAAGGCAGACUUGGAAAUUGGCAGGGAGGUGACAACAGAGGAAGGGCAGAGACUGGCCAAGGAUUUAAGGUGUGGUUUCAGGGAGCUGUCUGUGGCAGAAGCUGUUUUAACUGUGGAAGCAGCCGUGUUUCAGCUCAUCAGGCUGGUGUUGGAUCAGCAGCGCCCUCUCCCUGACCGUCGCUCCUACAUGCUGACUGUUCGCCACGCUCUGACCAGGAAGCUGACCAGAUCCAAGACCAUGCAGUGGUGACUGCAGCAAACAAACAAUUCACCAGUUUUUACAGUGGGACAUUUGAGUAAAAGGUGUGCGUUGUUUGUUCUCAUAAAUUUUACUUCCGGACUGAUUUUACGAUAUUAGCACUAUAGUAUUCCCUGUUUAUUGAAACAUAAAGGUAUGUUGAAUCCUCGUUUCACUCAGUAAGCCUGUGUAUGGAUGAAACCUUUUGAAGUGUGGACCAGUUUCAUGCAGCACUGAUUUGGUUUUCCAGCUUAAGCCUGCAACUUCUGGCUUCCUGGAUUGAUGGUUGUUGAGGCCUUGGAUUCACAAAGCAGGAAAAGUCACAAAAAUUAUCAAAACUUUGCAAAUCACUGUAGAUAAAAAAAUGUUUGAACUUACAAACUCUGGGAACAAGAGCACAUAGUUGUGACCAAAUAUGUGUUUGCAGUUUUACUGCACAAUUCCAGCUCAGCCUGAGGUAAUCUGGAAAAGAGGUUGGAUCUGGAUGAAUAAAAUAUUAGCAGGAGAAAUAAUGUAUGUAUUUGAGUUGGGGUGAGCUUCAAUAAUGGGCUAUCACAUCAGCUCCUUUCAUCCCUUUGACAGCAUUUUGUUUAACAGCUGCAUUUAUAUGUUUACUGUACAUGUCAGCAUGUGCACAGUAAUACCACUCAGCAAAAGCAAUAGUCUGUUUAAGCCAUAUACACUAAUGUAUAAACUGAGAGCCCUCUACAGGAUUUUUUGUCCUUGUUUGCUAUGUGUUCCAUUCUCCAGUAGAGGGCAGUACAGUCAUUUCAGUUAGUGCAGACUCAACCCAAGUCCCACAGGAUGUCAAAUACACCAUUUGGCCAACGUUAUAUACAUCUCUGUCCAGUUUGAUAUGGAAGAAGUUGGCUAGCCUGCGCUGAGCCCUUAGUGCCCAACUUAGUGAGAUCCAAAAUCACGUGGAAAGUCCUCCCAGAAGAGUGGAGGCUGUUACAGCAGCAGAUCAACGCCCAUGGUUUUGGAAUAAAAUGAUUAAGAAUCACAUAUGGGUGUCAUGUUCGGGUGUCCACAUACUUUUAACUAGGCUGUCAACUUCAAAGUUAGUUUUUAUAAGUCCAUCACUCUGCGAGUAAAACAGUUUGACUUUCUCUUGUUGUAGGAGUGUGUAUAUAUGAUGUAACAGUGUGUAAGGAAGGAGUCUGGCUUUGAUUACGGUCUUGGCGUUAUUUGACUCAGUCUCUGUGUUUCUUUCCAUGUAUCUCUCUCUCCUCAUUGCUCACUCUGAACUUCUGAACUUUAUGAUCAGCGAGAGACGUCUGAAAAAAGAGAGACAGGACAAAGCAACUCAGAAAAUAAGACUAUAACGGGGAAGGACAACGGGUUUCUCUGGCAUCUUAUUUGUUUGUAAGGAGCACAAAAAGGAAAGAAGAGCAGCUCAGUCGCAGCCACACUGAGCCUGACUACACUGUUUAUACAUACUGCUCUAUCUCCUGCUACUCGUGGAGACAUUAUGGGAAAACUGACAGUGUGCUUACUCUCCACCUCUCUGUCCACUGCCAUGACCAUUUACAACUACUCCACCCAGCUACCACGAACCAACCAACCAACCACAGAACCCCACUGGGCUUUACGUAGAAAUACACAGGAUGAAAAUGUCAGACUUUUGUCUUUAAAGUUAAAAUCCUUAUCCUAUUUUUUAUACUAUAUAUGACCGGCAUUUUUUCAGCAUUUGCCAUUCAAUGUAUUUGGAUUCUGUGAUUGCAUCUCUGUAUAGUAAUUUUCAUUGUCACUGGCAGAGUCCGCCUUUCCCAGGAUUCAAAGUGUAGUUGUUCACUCUUGUUUUUUUAUUUUAAUUGUGACAUAUAUUUUUAAACAGAGGCAUGAGUUUCUCUUCUUGUAUUGCAUUUCUGAUGGAGAAGGUGUGUUUUGCUGGCCUUUGCGCUUGAUACAUGUCAUUUUGAGCAGAACUAUGCAAACUGGUAACACCCGCUGUUACCAUGAGUUUUCUGAUCUGGCACUGUAAUGGUUAGGUAAACAUAGACAAUAGUCAUAAUUCUUACAUCUCGUAGAGGUCUUUGUCAAUUGAGCACAAACAUAUGUUGUUAUUAGGCAACACAGAAGUUUCUCUAGAUAUUAAUAUAGUGGAUAGUCGUGCAAAUUUGCGUUACACGUGAAAUAUCACAGUAAAACUGUAAAUUACU